UAUUUUUAUUUUGUUUAAGUUUGAUCUUUGUAACUAUGAAAAUUAACAUCCGAGAUUCCACCAUAGUCAGGCCUGCAGGCGAGACCCCAAUCACUAGUCUUUGGAACUCCAACGUUGACCUCAUCAUCCCAAGGUUCCACACCCCAAGUGUCUACUUCUACAGACCAACAAGCGACUCCAAUUUCUUUAACCCUCAGGUCCUCAAGGACGCUCUUUCCAAGGUCCUCGUCCCCUUUUACCCCGUGGCUGGUCGCUUAAAGAGAGGCAAUGAUGAUCGUAUAAAGAUCGAUUGCAAUAGCGCCGGUGUUCUCUUCGUCGUCGCCGAUACUCCCUCUGUCAUCGACGAUUUUGGGGACUUCGCUCCUACCCUCGCUCUUCGUCAGCUUAUUCCCGGUGUUGAUUACUCCGCCGGCAUCCACACUUUCCCGCUCCUCGUCUUGCAGGUGACAUUCUUCAGAUGUGGGGGAGUUUCUCUUGGAGUUGGCAUGCAACACCAUUUGAAUGAUGGUUUCUCUGGUCUCCAUUUUAUCAAUACAUGGUCUGAUAUGGCCCGUGGUCUUGACCUAACCAUCCCACCAUUCUUUGAUCGAACCCUCCUCCGCGCUAGAAACCCGCCUCAGCCUGCUUUUCAUCAUGUUGAAUAUCAUCCUUCCCCUAGCAUGAAUAACAAACAUGAUGAUACCACGGUCUCUAUUUUCAAAUUAUCACGCGAUCUGCUUGUUGCUCUCAAGGCUAAAUCCAAGCAGGAUGGGAACACUGUAAGCUACAGCUCAUACGAGGUCUUGGCUGCCCACGUGUGGAGAUCAGUGGGCAAAGCGCGCGGACUUCCAGACGACCAAGAGACCAAGUUGUACGUUCCAAUUGAUGGAAGGUCAAGGCUUCGCCCGCAGCUGCCCCUUGGUUACUUUGGCAAUGUGUUAUUCACUGCCACACCAAUGACCGUUGCAGGGGAUCUUCUAUCAAAGCCAACAUCGUAUGCUGCAGGGAUGAUUCAUGAUGCUAUAGCUCGCAUGGACGAUAAGUAUCUGAGGUCUGCUCUUGACUACCUUGAGAUGCAACCUGAUCUGUCAGAACUGGUCCGCGGUGCACAUACCUACAAGUGCCCAAACUUGGGAAUCACAAGCUGGGCCAGAUUACCCAUUUACGAUGCUGACUUUGGUUGGGGUCGUCCCAUAUUUAUGGGACCUGGUGCAAUUGCAUUCGAGGGUUUGUCUUUUGUGCUACCAAGUCCUUCAAAUGAUGGCAGCUUAUCCUUGGUCAUUUCUCUCCAAUCUGAACACAUGAAACUGUUUAAGAAGUUUUUGUACGAGAUAUGAGAGAGAUAUAACAAGCUUAUGGUCUACUUUUGAUUUAAUAAUUAUUGAGAAACGUCAGAAUUUUUAAGUUAAAUGGAAUAAUGUUAUUGAGAAUGAA
Molecule: messenger RNA, 1413 nt
Organism: Capsella rubella
Lineage: Eukaryota; Viridiplantae; Streptophyta; Magnoliopsida; Brassicales; Brassicaceae
Product: shikimate O-hydroxycinnamoyltransferase
Exons: 2
Coding region: 36-1316 (426 amino acids)
Molecular function (GO): acyltransferase activity, transferring groups other than amino-acyl groups
Source: RefSeq, a predicted model, not a curated record